GCCUUGGGUAAACACGGGGGAAGGAAGACUCGUACGAUACAAGAAAACUACGACUCAGGGGAACGCCGCCAACCAGCCCCCCGGGACACUGAAGGAGAAGAGGAAACAACAAACUCUCACGUUACAUGGAAACUAGGCCCCCACUGUGCCGGGAAACAUACUAUUACGACACAAGGAAACGACCUCCUACGACACACACCCCGACGAUACCAGGAAACUGAGGCCCCAAGACGACUACCACCGCCACGACUGUCUCCAAUGACGCGGGAAAAUGGGUCCAAAAGGCAGAUGCAGUGAGCCUGUGAGAGUUGUUCUUCCCGGAGAUAAGGUUCUACAGCUUGACUCAGAUGACUGCGCCAAGGAGAUAUUUCUCGGGCCGGGCCUCCGGAGACAUGAAAACAUUGUCUAUGCUACCCGCUCAGGACUGCUGAGGAAGACGGCACAAAACAUUUACUACAUUGACAAUUAUCAGAGGCGAUAUGAUCCUCUCAAGGGACAGUUUGUGGUGGGGAUCAUAUACAAGAAAAAAGGUGACAAUUAUAUCAUAGACAUUGGUGGGAGUGAGUAUGCCACCCUGUCUCCCCUGUGCUUUGAAAAUGCUCCUAAGAAAAGCAGGAAGGACAUGAGGCCAGGAGACCUGGUGUUUGGACAGUUGCUGGUGGCAGAGAAAGACAUGGAACCUGAGAUGGUUUGCAUUGACGUCUGUAGUGACUCUGUAGGCAUCUGUUCACUUCCUGACAAUGGCCUCUUGUUCACUGUUCCUUUACAUGUGACACGGGGGAUCCUGCACCCUCAGAACACCCUCCUAAAGAAGAUCUCAAACCUGGUGGAGUGCACAUUGGUGGUGGGGUCCAACGGGCGAGUGGUGGUGACGGCAGAGGAGCAGCGGCACAUGCUGGCCAUCAUGAACUGUAUCAAGAUGUUGGAGGUAAUGACAGAGCAGGAGGCAGAAGAAAACCUGCUCCGGUACUUUAACAACAUGUUCUUGCUCUAGCUGCCAGUCAUUGCUCGGAGUUGCUUAGCUAGCAGAAUAAACUGAGUAUUGUAAGUGCUUAUAAUACAUUCUCAUUAUAUUUGAUCCAUCACGGCUCAAGUUUUAUGAGCAGAUACAAUUUGUGGGGCGAGCUGUUUCAUGUGUUUUAGGUUGAACUGCUUCAUAUUUUAUUAAGAGAACAGAAUGUACAGUAUUAGAUGAUGAAGUGUUCUGAUGAAUUGUUUUAGCUCUUGGUGAUAAUUCUUGUAUUCAGGCAAUAAGGAUAUGAGUGACUGGCACUUUUGUAGCCUUCUCUCUCAGCUAUGCUCUUGAUUUAAUAUUAAAUAAGACUGACUGUGUCUCAUGUUAAAGACAUACUCUCUUUGGUAGUACACUCAAGGAAGCUAUCCCUGUUGGGUCCCAAGGGUUUCUCUGUACAAACAUAUUUCUUUGAUGAUCUCAGACUUUCUGACUCCUCAAAAAUUCAUUAGGAAGGAUAGUUCUUUUUUAAAGGUACUGUGUAUUGUAAGAUGUUAUUAUCUCUCAUCAUUGUUGCAUGUUUAACUCAGCAGGUGCUGAGAAUGCAUUACAACUAUUUUUUUUAUUUUUACUGAAUUUGUAUAUGUACUACAUCAGAAGUUGUUUCUUCAGGUGAAUAGUAUUGUCAGUAUUCACAUUAUUCAAUCUUCAUUAGAGUGACAGAAUAUAUCGCAGAUACUUAGGGUACAUUAACAUGUUCACCAUCACUAUUAGUGAUGACUUUGUUUUGAGCAAAGUAAACUUUUAUAUUACCGGUAUUCUAUUUAGACAGUAUUUCACUGUAGUUUCAUUUUAGGGUUUACUUUUAUCAGCUGAACAGAAUAUUUCCAUAUUCUUGCUGUGGUUAUCUGUGAUAGCUCAUCUGCCCAGUACAAGAGAAUGUGAGUGGCCUUUUGUAAUGUGUUAGGUUUUUGUUAUAUUUAGAAAGACAUUUCAUCCACAGAGGAGGAUGAGCAGCGUAACUAUAAGGUAGGAUUAAUAGACAGAAUUGUCAAAGUACAAGUGUAAACAGUACAGAUUUAAAUGUAGUUUUUAAGCUCCAUUCAUUAGUCUUUUUUGAGUUGGAGUUUUUAGGUGCUUUUUGGUGUUGAUAGUUUUACCAACACUCUUUUCAUGCAUUUUGCAACAAUUUUUCACUAACUGUGUGGGUGUCACUGAGCAACAGUGUCAGUGCCAGGCCUUCAGUACUCUAUUGUUUGAUAAACUUGUGAAGGUGAACAGUACAGCAGUCAGGCAAUUGAGAUACUAAUGAUUUUGGAAAAUUUCAAAAGGUACACCAGUGAGGGCUGCUUGUUGGUGGCUCAGUUGGUAUGCUGCUCUGCCUUUAUACUGAAGGCCUGAUUUUGACACCUGGCACACAGUAUUGUUCAUUUUGAGACAUUUCACUGGGUUAUUACAGUUUCUUUGAUGUAUAUAAAUACCUUCUGUGC
Molecule: messenger RNA, 2442 nt
Organism: Eriocheir sinensis (Chinese mitten crab)
Lineage: Eukaryota; Metazoa; Arthropoda; Malacostraca; Decapoda; Varunidae
Product: exosome complex component RRP40-like
Exons: 2
Coding region: 272-994 (240 amino acids)
Biological process (GO): nuclear polyadenylation-dependent rRNA catabolic process; poly(A)-dependent snoRNA 3'-end processing; U4 snRNA 3'-end processing
Cellular component (GO): nuclear exosome (RNase complex); cytoplasmic exosome (RNase complex)
Molecular function (GO): RNA binding
Source: RefSeq, a predicted model, not a curated record